This is a messenger RNA of Penicillium verhagenii, 327 nucleotides long. RefSeq lists its product as uncharacterized. Bases 1 to 327 code for a protein of 108 amino acids. Lineage: Eukaryota; Fungi; Ascomycota; Eurotiomycetes; Eurotiales; Aspergillaceae. The transcript has a single exon. The record is from RefSeq and is a predicted model, not a curated record.
AUGUCAUUAUUCAGGAUUAAUCCACAACCAAGUCCGCCUGGUUCUUUCCCCCCACCGAGUUCACGCAAACGCAGACGUCUUUUACGAGAACCCGAAGAUGCUGAAGGGGAGAUGGCAAUCGAAGAAUACCUCUACCGUAUUGAUCCCUUUAGAAGUGCUAGCUCCAGCGACCCAGGGCUACCUGAUACCAGUAGGGAGUUCCUCUCGGAAGAUGAGAACCCGGCAAAGACCCUCAUAUCUCAUAUUCAUCAAAUCUUGCGAGAUUAUGGCUGCCCUAUAGAGUCAACAUUCCAUUUUGCCAAGAUAACUCAAGAUAAUGGUAUAUAG